Molecule: messenger RNA, 383 nt
Organism: Culicoides brevitarsis
Lineage: Eukaryota; Metazoa; Arthropoda; Insecta; Diptera; Ceratopogonidae
Gene: EMC6
Product: ER membrane protein complex subunit 6
Exons: 2
Coding region: 42-383 (113 amino acids)
Biological process (GO): protein folding in endoplasmic reticulum; autophagosome assembly
Cellular component (GO): endoplasmic reticulum; EMC complex; membrane
Source: RefSeq, a predicted model, not a curated record
UUCAAAAUAUUCAAGCAAUUUUUAAUAAAAUUCAUCAAAAAAUGUCUCGUGUAAGAACUCGUGAAUCAGAAUCGGGCGACAUUGUUGCUUACAGCGAAAGUGCGAUCCGAGCAAAUCAUCAAAAUGUCGAAUAUUGUCGCACGUCAAUUGCUGCUCUAAGCGGAAGCACAGCAGGCAUAAUUGGACUCACAGGACUGCUUGGAUUCGCUUUUUACCUUAUUUCCGUAUUUAGUUUGUGGUGCAUGUUGUUAGUGAAAGCGGGAAAAAAUUGGAAUAAUUAUUUCAUCAGUCGUCGACCCUUGUUGACGAACGGAUUUAUGGGCGGAUUGGGCACUUAUGUGUUAUUUUGGACAUUUUUAUACGGCAUGGUUCAUGUCUACUAA